AUGGAUCUGUGCAAGUCGACCAGAAGGAACAAAAGCCCUCAUACUCUGAGACGUACGUGCCGGAUGCAGCAAAGACGGACUCCGAUGAAGAUGGCAUUGGCAGUGAAGACACCAGAGCGCCAAACCCUAUCAGCCCGACCCACCGACGUGACUGGACAACUCAGGGUGACUACCUGCCGCAGUCAAGUCCUACGCAGCGUGACCUGA
This is a messenger RNA of Symbiodinium natans, 207 nucleotides long. NCBI's taxonomy places the organism in Eukaryota, Dinophyceae, Suessiales, Symbiodiniaceae. The record is from the annotation of a GenBank genome assembly.